Molecule: messenger RNA, 3861 nt
Organism: Anguilla anguilla (European eel)
Lineage: Eukaryota; Metazoa; Chordata; Actinopteri; Anguilliformes; Anguillidae
Product: NACHT, LRR and PYD domains-containing protein 3-like
Exons: 15
Coding region: 136-3861 (1241 amino acids)
Molecular function (GO): protein binding
Source: RefSeq, a predicted model, not a curated record
CUCUCCCAGGCAAAACCAGAAGGUGAGAAGAGAUCUACCGGACAAACUCACAGCUAUUCUUUCAGCAGGACCCAUCUCUGCAGCAAAGAGGAAACUGACAAACUGUGUCCUGAGACAGGGGGCGCUGUUUCUAAAAUGAGUUCCUCAGAGGAGACUGAGACUCACGAUGGAACCCACGGCCUUGCGGGAAAGAGGGUCCAGGUAGAUCGGGCUGGGUCACAUGUACCCAACUGUCUGUCUAUGAAGAGUGAUCAAUCAAUACAUCAUCUAAUCGACUUCAGAGGAGAGUUCACAGGUGAUCAAAGGGUCCAGGUAGAUCGGGCUGGGUCACCUGUACCCAACUGUCUCUCUAUGAAGAGUGAUCAAUCAAUACAUCAUCUAAUCGACUUCAGAGGAGAGUUCACAGGAUAUCAAAGGAUUCACUGCUCACUGGAUUUAAGUCGUUCAGAUGAGAUGAGUUCAGAGAAACUGUUCUCCACAAAACAGUCUCUCCUGCGCACUCUGAUGAAGCUGAAGAAGACUGAAAAGUUGAAACUGUUUCAGAGCCAUCUGAGUCAGGGUUGCCCAGAAUGCCUUAAUAGUAGAAGAACAGAAGAUUCUUCUGUACUGGAUCCGUUUAUGAAGAUGAAGGAAUUAUUCAAGAGUCAUCAAAUUGCUGAUUACCCAGAAUGCACUGAGAGAGGGCAGGAGGAUCCUGAAGCCCUGUACAUAGUUGAGAAGAUGCUGGAGACCUGUGGCAUUGAGAGGUCUCUGAAGAUCACACUCCAUAUCCUGAGGACCAUGAAGAAGAAGGAUGUCACUGACCCACUGGAGAGAGAUGAGCAGCACAAUGAAUUCAAAGAAAGAGCCCAGCGGGCACUGAAAACUCAUCUGAAGAAGAGGUUUGAAUGCAUAUUUGAAGGUAUAGCAAAGCAGGGCCACCAAACCCUCCUCAAUAAGAUGUAUACAGAGCUCUACAUCACAGAGGGGGGAAGUGGGGGGGUCAAUGAUGAACAUGAGAUCAGACAGAUUGAGACAGCAUCGAAGAGACAAACCACACAUGAGACUGCAAUCAUCUGCAAUGAUAUCUUUAAGCCUUCACCUGGACAAGAGAAACCAAUCAGAACUGUGCUUACAAAGGGCAUCGCUGGCAUUGGGAAAACAGUCUCUGUGCAGAAGUUCAUUCUGGACUGGGCAGAUGGAAAAGCCAAUCAGGACAUUGAUUUCAUCUUCACUCUUCCUUUCCGAGAUCUGAAUCUGAAAAAGGAGACAGAAUUUAGUCUCAUGGAACUUCUGCAGCAAUACUUUCCACAACUGAAAGAGAUCAAGAGUAUUGAAGGCGAUAAAGUGAAAAUUGUAUUUAUCUUUGAUGGUCUGGAUGAGUGUCGACUUCCUCUAGAUUUCCAAGGCAAUGAGAUUUGCUGUGAUAUAACAGAGUCAUCAUCAUUGGAUGUGCUGCUGACCAACCUCAUUAAGGGGAAUCUGCUUCCCUCUGCCCUCCUCUGGAUCACCUCCCGACCAGCAGCAGCCAAUCAGAUCCCUCCUGAGUGCGUCCACCAGGUGACAGAGGUACGAGGAUUCAAUGACCCACAGAAGGAGGAGUACUUCAGGAAGAGAAUCAGAGAUGAGAACAAGGCCAGCAAAAUUAUCUCACACAUAAAGUCAUCCAGGAGUCUCUACAUCAUGUGUCACAUACCAGUCUUCUGCUGGAUUUCUGCCACUGUACUGGAGACAAUGUUGGGUAAAGUAGGCAAUAGAAAAAUGCCCAAAACUCUGACUGAAAUGUACACACACUUCCUGCUCAUUCAGACUAAUGUGAAGAAUGAGAAGUAUCAUGGCACCAAUGAGACGACCCCAAAGAAAAUGUCAGCAUCAAAUACAGAAAUCAUCCUGAAACUGGGGCAGCUGGCUUUACUACAGCUGUUAAAGGGCAAUCUGAUAUUCUAUGAAGAGGACCUGAGAGAGAUGGGCAUUGAUGUCAGUGAAGCUUCAGUGUACUCUGGGGUGUGCACAGAGAUCUUUAAAGAGGAGUGUGGGUUGGGUGAGGAGAAGGUCUACUGCUUUGUGCAUCUGAGCAUUCAGGAGUAUCUGGCUGCCUUGUUUGUGUUUCAUUCAUGUGUAAAUGAGAACAGAAAUGUACUCGGAGCAGAAGAGUCAGAACCUCACAGUGACAGAGUGCAGCUGUAUGAGGUACACAGGAGUGCAGUGGAUCAGGCCUUAGAGAGUAAGAAUGGACACCUGGACCUUUUCCUCAGAUUCCUUCUAGGCCUCUCUCUCGACUCCAUUCAGACUCUAUUAGGAGGAAUACUGACAAAGACAGGAAGAAGCAGAUCAGAGAGCAUUGAGAAAACAGUAUUGUACAUAAAGGAGAGGAUCACAGAAGAGUCUUCAGCAGAGAGGACCAUAAAUCUGUUCCACUGUCUCAAUGAACUGAAUGACAACUCUCUAGUGGAGGAAAUCAAGAAUUUCCAGGGAUCAGGAAAACUCUCUAAUGAAAAGCUGGAACCACACCAAUGUUCAGCCCUGGCCUUUAUUUUACUGAUGUCAGAGGAGAUCCUGGAUGAGUUAGACUUGACGACCUACAAAACAUCAGCAGCAGGUUAUCAGAGGCUGGUACCAGUAGUCAGGAACUGCAGGAAGGCCAUACUAUACAGCUGUGGCCUCACAGAGAAGUCCUGUGAAAUUGUGGCCUCUGCUCUCCAGUCAUCAAACUCAACCCUGAGAGAUCUGGACCUCAGCUACAAUAGCCUGGGAGAUUCAGGAGUGAAGCUGCUCUGUGCUGCACUGAUGAGUCCAAACUGUAAACUACAGAGACUGGGACUAUACAGCUGUGACCUCAGAGAGAAGUCCUGUGAAAUUGUGGCCUCUGCUCUCCAGUCAUCAAACUCACCCCUGAGAGAUCUGGACCUCAGCAACAAUAACCUGGGAGAUUCAGGAGUGAAGCUGCUCUGUGCUGCACUGAUGAGUCCAAACUGUAAACUACAGACACUGGGGCUGGGUUGGUGUAAUCUCACAGAUGGCUGCUGUGAUGUUCUGGCCUCAGUCCUGCACUCUCCUCACUCAGAGCUGAGAGAUCUGGAGCUCAGAGACAAUGAGCUGCAGGAUUCAGGAGUGAGAGCGCUCUCUGCUGGAUUGGAGGACCCACACUGUAAACUGGAGAGACUGGGGCUGUCAGGCUGUAGAGUCACACAGAGAGGCUGUGAUUCUCUGGCUUCAGCUCUGUGUUCAAACCCCUCACACCUGAUAGAGCUGGACCUGAGAUACAAUCACCCAGGAGACUCAGGAGUGAGAGCGCUGUCUGCUGCUAAACUGGACACACUCACACUACUUGUGGACCAUGGAGGAGAGAACAGGACCAAACCAGGACCCAGGAAAUACGGCUGUCAGCUCACACUGGAUCCAAACACAGUGUGCAGGAACCUGUCUCUGUCUGAGGGGAACAGGAGGGUGACACACACACCGGGGAGAGAGGAGCCAUAUCCUGAUCAUCCAGAGAGAUUUGAGCACUGGGAGCAGGUUGUGUGCAGAGAGAGUGUGAGUGAGCGCUGUUACUGGGAGGCUGAGUUCAGUGUGUCUGAGGUGGGGGGAUGGGUUGAUAUAGCAGUGACAGAUAAAGGAAUCAGCAGGAAAGGAAAGGAUUAUGACUGUAGGUUUGGGUUCAAUAAAAACUCCUGGAGUCUGCGGUGCAUUAAGCACGGUGACCCUGAUAAACUCAGUUAUUCUGUCUGGCACAAUGAUAACCAAACACUCAUACCUGCCCUCACCUCCCCCUACCGCAGAGCAGGAGUGUGUGAUGAUGAUGGUAGAGGAGUGUGUGUGUUCAGGGUAGGAGUGUGUGUGGACCGUCCAAUCGGCACUCUGUCCUUCUACAGCAGUGUGUGA